Messenger RNA from Prunus avium (sweet cherry), 1821 nucleotides. The record is from RefSeq and is a predicted model, not a curated record. NCBI's taxonomy places the organism in Eukaryota, Viridiplantae, Streptophyta, Magnoliopsida, Rosales, Rosaceae.
AUGGACGGCCAUGCUGGUUACAACCAAAUUUUCAUAGCCGAGGAAGAUGUCCACAAGACGGCGUUCAGAUGUCCGGGCGCGAUCAUAACCUACGAAUGGGUGGUCAUGCCGUUCGGCCUAAAUCAUGCCGGCGCGACAUACCAACGAGCUAUGAACCUUAUUUUUCAUGACCUUAUUGGCCGGACUGUUGAAGUUUACAUUGACGACGUAGUUGUAAAAUCCCCAUCCAGAGCUGACCACGUAGGCCAUCUCCGGCAGGCUUUCGACCGAAUGCGGGCGUACGGCCUAAAGAUGAACCCAACGAAAUGUGCUUUCGGCGUCACCGCCGGGAAUUUUCUCGGUUUCUUGGUUCACCAACGGGGAAUCGAGGUGGAUAAAAAUAAAGCCAAGGCCAUUAUGGCGGCACCUCCACCAAGGACCAAGAAGGAACUCCAGUCCUUCCUCGGAAAGGCCGAAUACGAGGCACUCAUCAUCGGUCUCGAAAUUCUGAAAGAAAUGAAGGCGACCCGUGUCUUGGUCUAUGGCUCGGUGUUAUUUGAUUUAUCAAAACGAGCUGUAUCGAAAGGGAUCGGACGGCUUAUUGCUCCUGUGUCCCAGCGCCAGAGACAUCAAGGUUAUCAUGACCGAAUCUCACGAGGGGAUUUGCGGCGCUCACAGUCUGGCGUCAAGAUGAGGUGGUUGGUUCGGAGGCACGGCUAUUACUGGCGGACCAUUUUAAAAGAUUGCAUAGAGUAUGUGAAGGGGUGUAUCAAAUGUCAAAUCUACGGCCCCAUACAAAGGGUACUGGCUGAAGCCCUCCACCCGGUUACUAAACCAUGGCCGUUCAGGGGUUGGGCCGUGGAUAUCAUCAGCAAAAUCUAUUCGGCCGCGUCCAACCAACAUGCAUGGAUUUUGGUGGCAACCGACUAUUUUACUAAAUGGGUCGAGGCGGAGUCCUAUCGGUCAAUUUCUAGCGCACAGGUAGUCAAAUUCUUCGAGAAACACAUCGUCCAUAGGUUCGGUAUACCUGAAACUAUCACGGCCGACAACGGCCCAGUUUUCCCAUCGGCCGAGACCCGGGAGUACACCGAAAAAAUGGGGAUCAAAUUGGUUCACUCAACACCUUACUACCCCAAGUCUAACGGACAAGCCGAGGUGAGCAACAAGGUAAUCAAGGGCAUCCUUGAGAAAAUGAUUGAGGAAAAACCUAGGGCAUGGCACGACUUACUCCCUGAAGCCCUUUGGGCUUACCGAGUCUCAAAACGAUCGGCCACGGGCACAUCUCCUUAUGCCUUAACCUACGGUCAUGAUGCCAUCGUUCCAAUGGAGUUAAAGGUUCGGUCUCUCCGUGUGAACGAGCAACCUGGUGAAGAAAGGAAUGACUAUGCACAAGCUAUGGCUCAGGAGUCAGAAGACUUGGAGCAGUCCAGACUCGAUGCUUAUAACCUAAUGCAGGCACAGAAGCAAAUCGCGGCAAGGGCCUGUAACAGAAAGGUCAAGCAAAAGACUUUCGCCAAAGGCGACUUGGUAUGGCGAGCCGUGCUUCCUAUCGGGACUAAGGACCCUCGGUUCGGCAAAUUCUCACCUAACUGGGAGGGGCCGUUUAUUAUUGAACGAAUCCUGGGCCGAGGCGCAUUCCAGUUAAGGGAUAGGGAUGGAGAAUGGCACAACCUACCAAUAAACGGCCAGUAUUUAAAGAAGUAUAACCCGUCAUUAUGGGAGACGGCCGAGAAUGGGUUAUGUGGUUUUGCAAAUGGAGAAUGGCACAACCUACCAAUAAACGGCCAGUAUUUAAAGAAGUAUACCCCGUCAUUAUGGGAGAUGGCCGAGAAUGGGUUAUGA